This is a messenger RNA of Peronospora matthiolae, 282 nucleotides long. Lineage: Eukaryota; Oomycota; Peronosporomycetes; Peronosporales; Peronosporaceae. The record is from the annotation of a GenBank genome assembly.
AUGCCAAUGGCGCCGCGCGCUUCGCGCUCGUGGUUGCUUGCAGAAGUAGCGCUUGCAGGACAAAGCAAUGGUCAUUUUCAGCCGUUGGACGUGUAUCUGCAGGCUUGUGCAAGAGCUGAAGACAUUAUUCGACUGGUGACGACUCCGCGCCAUUACGACGUGAACGAGGACCUCGGAGCGCAAUGCGCAUGCAGACCGCAGACAUCCAUGACCAAACUGUGGGAGAGGGGCGUAUGUGCAAACACCACGUCAACAUAUCAGGAAGUGCUGAUUCCAAGAUGA